AUGAGUUCCUCAACCGGCCGCGAGUCCUCGGGCACCCAUAUGACCGAGGCGCCCACUUAUUCCAAGAAGAUUGUCGUUGUCGGUGACGGUGGCUGCGGAAAGACGUGCCUUCUCAUUAGCUACAGCCAAGGAUACUUCCCCGAGAAAUACGUCCCCACGGUGUUCGAAAACUACAUUACGUACCCCAUCCACCCACCCACAGGCAAGAUCGUCGAGCUCGCCCUCUGGGAUACCGCCGGCCAAGAGGAAUACGAUCGCCUGCGGCCCCUCUCCUACCCUGAGACGGAUCUCAUCUUUGUCUGCUUCGCCAUUGACUGCCCCAACUCCCUAGACAAUGUUUUGGACAAGUGGUACCCCGAAGUCCUACACUUCUGCCCCUACACGCCACUUAUCCUCGUCGGUCUCAAGUCGGACCUGCGAUACAAGAAGACGUGCAUCGACAUGCUCAAGACCCAGGGCCUGACCCCGUGA
This is a messenger RNA of Parascedosporium putredinis, 471 nucleotides long. Lineage: Eukaryota; Fungi; Ascomycota; Sordariomycetes; Microascales; Microascaceae. The record is from the annotation of a GenBank genome assembly.